This is a messenger RNA of Trichoplusia ni (cabbage looper), 3264 nucleotides long. Its product is annotated as mucin-5AC-like. The transcript has 9 exons. The record is from RefSeq and is a predicted model, not a curated record. Gene Ontology annotation, cellular component: nucleus. Gene Ontology annotation, molecular function: RNA binding. NCBI's taxonomy places the organism in Eukaryota, Metazoa, Arthropoda, Insecta, Lepidoptera, Noctuidae. The coding region runs from base 92 to 3016 and encodes 974 amino acids.
UCUGAAGCGCUUUUUCUUACCACUGUGCAAGAAAGAUGCUUUUUGCUAAAAUAACAUAAAUGAAGUGAAACAGUUAGUUUAUCUCAUUUAAAUGAUGUCAGGUGGUCUUAUAGAUAAAGUUUAUAUCGGUCUGGAUAAUGCGCCGGCCGCAUUUGAUAUUAAAGGACGUAUUUUGGGACCAAAUGGCACUAACUUAGAGUACAUUCGAUCAGAAACUGGUGUAGUUGCGGUUUUAAAAGGGGAUAAAAUAGAGCCACUGCAUUUGGCUCUACAUCACACAAGAUCUGAAGCUCUAGCAGCUGCAAGGUCGCUCGCGCAGAAUUUAAUAGAGACUAUAAGAGCUGAGUUGGCGCAAUGGAGCGCUGCCCAAGCCGGGGGGCCGCCUCCGGCUCUGAACGUGCCGCCGCCGACGCUGACGACGACGAGCGCGGCGCCGCCCGUGCCGCCGCCCGCGGUCACGGCGGCGCUGUCCACGCCGCCCACGCUCACGUCGGCCGCGCACCCCACCGUCAUGCCGCCCGUCGUCAGCGUGGCGCCCGCCACCGCGCCACUCAUGACGGUCCGCCAGCCUACCAUGCUACAGCUCCUGCAGCCUCAGCAGCAAUAUGUACUGAACCAAGAAAAUGGGCAGCUAAUACCUAUAGUACAACCUGGAGUACAAGUUUCUAAUACUAAUUUUACAUCUUUACCCUUAGCUCAGACGUUAAAUUUACAGCAGCCUAACUUUGGGACACAGAUUGUAGAUAUAUCUAGUAUGCAGCCAGUGAAUGUGACUCAGUUGAGGCUGAGCGGGGUGCCUUCUUCUAUGUCAAUGAUCCUGCCUAAUGGGCUUUCAUUUCCUCAAGCCAGUUUGUCUACCUCAGACAGUACAACUGUGAGCACAGCUACAUCUACACCUGUGGUAUGUGCAGCUCAGAGCACAAAUUCUUCACAAAAGAUCCUGUACAGUACUGAUAAAGGGGAUAAGGAUUUGAAGUAUCACAUACAAGGAGCUGACACAGUACAGUGGACAGUGCCUGGCUCUCAAACUAUGUUGAUCCCAUAUCAACAGCUGCAAGACUUAGCAUCAGGCCAGCAGGGCCUGGCCAAUCUACAGCCUCAACAAUUUGUUUCAAUAGCUCCUGCGGGAAGUCUCCCACAAACAUCUCUACCUCUGACGGCAACUCAGUUGCAGCAGCUACAAGCCACUGGCACCUUCAUGCAGCUAAACCAGAAGCCAAUAGCCAGCAGUGGUUCGUUAAUAAACAUUAUAUCGACGGGCCAAGCGUCAUCACCACAAAUUAUAUCUAACACAUCAACACCUUCAAAAAGUGUCAGUCAGGAGUCUCGAGGGCAGAAGAGGUUGUCUGAUGGGACUCCAAGUCAAUUGCAGCUAAGGCCUAUAGCUCCCGCUGGGUCGCAUGUCAGCCAUGACAAGAGCUCGACGAGAGAGUCGCGAACCUGGACAGCGGCACCAGAAUUUUUCCAGCGUCUAACAACGGCAAGAUAUUAUACUGAGUCCAGUGGAUUAUUCAACCAGUCUAAGGACAACACUAUAGUCAGCAUGGGGAUGAAGAUUAACCCGGCACACGGGACUAUCAUACAAGUGUCAUCAGGACAACAGACAAAUGUCUCAGGAGCGACGAUGGGACAAGACGGCACAGGAAUGUACAUUCGCCAGAUCGAUAGAAACGCGAUACAGAUCCAGACUAGCAAAGACGGACAGAAGCAAGACCUCAGUAAAGUCCAGAACACCGCUCAGAACGUUCAGAUGAUCACAGUACCGCAGGGGAUGACAGUGUUGCAGAACCCGCUUAAUAUCAGUCAGAUGCCGACAGUACUUGGUCAACCAAACAGUCAAGUGUACAUGAUACCUGCUAAUCACCCGAAUUUAAUGCAGAGUGCAUUACCGCCAGGCUUCCAGCAAGUUCUCCAGCCCGGACAGAACGUGACUGUCAUGCAGCCCAACCAGCUUGGCAUGACGGGCGGCGUUCAGUACAACAUGCCGCUCAUGCCCAUGAACAUGCCCGCCACCUCACAGUACAUGCCCACCGGCAUCAACCUGAACACGCAGCUAUCCGCACAGCAACUUAACGCAGCUCUCGCCGGACAUCAGUUAAACCCUAAUCUCGGCACUAUACCGAUAGUCCAAGCUCCCCCACCUUCCUCUCCCCUGACCAAUCCUGGACAAACUAUUCCUGUGUCCCAGCCGCCACCGGUCCACCAAUUAGUACCGAAUUCUUUCCUUACUCCCACUUCGCAAUAUGCAGGUAUGCCCCAACAGUAUAUGAUGCAAGGCAGCUCAGGCACCAUAACAGUACCUACAAACAACCCUAACGUCCAGUACACUAUUCCGGCUAGUCAGGCCACCUCAAACAAUGGUAACGGGCAGUCUACCCCUUCAGAAACAGACACAAACGGAGCCAACGGUCAGACAAACUAUAUUACAUCUUCAUCUCAAGAAAACGGGUAUACAAUGACAGGUGCAGUCCAAAACCAGCAGAGUUUCACGCCUGACGGCCAAGCUACGCAAACAACAGGUUUUACAGCAACCAAUCAGGCUGGGACGCCGACUUACGGGUCAUCUAACGGCAGCCAGAGCGCGACUUAUAACGUGAGUCAGACAUCAACUACACAGCCUCCGCCUACCUACAACCCUGCAAACGGUUCAAAUCCUAAUUCUAAUCAGAGUUACGCGUCAUCGAGCACACCCAGCUCUCAGAACUCUCAGUCUAACUUCUCUCCGUCGACGACGCCAGCGCCAAACCAGACGUACCCAAAUCCGGGCCUGCCAAACAUGCCGAACGUGGCGUUCCCACCGAACCAGAGCCCGCAGAACCCGUACCCUAACGCUACGGGGCAGAACUUGGCGGCGUACGCCAGCAACCAGUACCAGUACACGAGCCGGCCGUGGUUCCGCGCGCGCUACGGGUCCCCGCAGGGCUCGCCCUACCCCGGGGGCGCGGGCCCGCCCGCCGGGCCCCCGCUCCCCGUGCCACCCCCGACCCCCAACUACAACUACUGGCCGGACAGCUGAGACCUGGAAAGUAUUAUUGGGACAGAAUUUGACCAGUGAUAACAAUGAAAUAGUGAUAAGAGAGACUGCUUUAUAAAAUAUACAUUUAUGAAAUGUAAAGAAAUCAUAUUUAGUAAGUUUAAUUAGAUGAAAUAAUGAGUAUUUCUUAUAUUUCUCGUUUUAUUGUAAAAUAUGAAAACUGUAUUAUUACUAAAAUGUGUAAAUGUGACUGCUAAUAAUGUGUAUGAAAAUUAUACUUUUUACUUAAC